AUGCUGUGGGCCGGGCCAUGCACCCCCCACACCGUGAGCACCGUGAGGCCGUGGCUGCAGGGGCUCGGUUUGCUCCGUGUGCCCGGGGUCACUCCCAUCCCCUUGUGUUUCCCCUCUCCCGGUGCUCUCCAUCACCCCUUCCCUCUCCCUUUCCCAGCUCCCAUCGCCACCUCCAGCACCAUUUUCCAGCUGGGCUUCGAGCGGGCGCUGCGGAAGCAGAACAAGGAGCAGGUUCCCCCCGCCGCAGCCCCCGAGCCGCCGCAGAGGAAGCAGCACACGGGCAAGAGCGGGAAGAAACCAUCGGUGAACGACACUGCUGCCAAACCCGGCAAAUUCCGCUCGCUGGAGGAAGCCCUGAAAGCCCUGGACCUGGCGGAUCUGCAGAAGGAGCUGGACAAGAGCCGCAGUGUUUUCCCUGAGAAUCCCUCAGUGUGGGUGAAGGACCUGGCUGGAUACCUCAACUACAAACUGCAGGCACCCAGGAGUGACCCCGUGCUGAGCCAGCACCCUCAUGACUAUCCAUACUGCCUGGUGAGCAAAGAGCUGAGGAGCAUCAUCCGAUCCCUGCUGGGAAAGGCAUCCACUGUGCUGGAGCUCUUCUUUGACCACUGCAUCUACACCAUGCUGCAGGAGCUGGACAAGGCYCCAGGGGAAUCGCUGCACGGGUACAGGAUCUGCAUCCAGGCUCUCCUCCUGGACAGACCCCGGAUUGCCACGACAAAUCUGGGCAAGUACCUGGAGGUGCUGCGCUCACACCAGAACCGGCCAGCAAAGUGUUUGACAGUGCUGUGGGCGCUGGGACAGGCGGGGUUCAGCGACCUCCAUGAGGGCCUGAAAGUGUGGCUCGGUGUCAUGCUCCCGGUGCUCGGUAUCAAGUCCCUGUCCCCGUACGCCGUUUCCUACCUGGACAGGCUGCUGAUGAUGCACCCCAACCUCACCAAAGGCUUUGGCAUGAUUGGCCCCAAGGAUUUCUUCCCCCUGCUGGACUUUGCCUUCAUGCCCAACAACUCGCUGUCCCCCAGCCUGCAGGAGCAGCUGCAGCGCCUCUACCCCCGCCUGAAAGUCCUGGCCUUUGGUGCCCGACCUGAAGCCACCCUUCACACCUACUUCCCCUCCUUCCUGUCCCGAGCCACACCCGCCUGCCCAGCUGCCAUGAAAAAGGAGCUUCUGACCUCCAUGAGCCAGUGCCUGAGCCUGGACCCGCUGAGCUUCAGUGUCUGGAGGCAGCUGUACACCAAACACCUUGCUCAGUCCAGUCUGCUGCUGAAUCACCUCCUGGAGUCCUGGGAGAGCAGCAGCAAGAAGGUGCAUCAGUCCCUGCAGGAAACGGUUUGCUCCUUCAAAGUGACMAAUGAGGAGCUGGCAGCCAGGGGGACUGGAGGGGACCAGGACGUGGCCGCGUGUGACACUGCCUGCAAGGAGCUGCUGCACAAGAUGAAGGGUCGGCUCUUCCCCUGGUGGCGUUUGCUGCUCAUCCUCCUGCUCUGUGCCACUGGCUUCAUCCUGCAUGACGUGCAGACACACGGCUCCUUUCAGGCUUCCUCUUCUGCUCGGCUGCUSCGUUCCUCGGGUGUGCUGCCUGUUUCCCAACUGGCCUGGCAGAAAGUGUCCCGUGGCUGCCGUGAGGGCUACAGGUGGCUGGAGCACAGCCUGGCCCAGCACGGUUCCGUGGCCGUGUCCAUCCUGCAGCCACAGCUGGAGCUGCUCUGGCAAACCAGUGGUCAGCUCAUCCAGGAUGUGUCCCAGCAGUGCUGCUCCCUGCUCUCCUGGCUCCAGGGCAGCCUGCCUUGGCUCAGUGACUGGCUCCAGAACCGUCUCCCCGAGUCCUUCCUGCACCUGGCUGAGUGUGUGAGGGAGCUGCUGCUGUUCCUGCUGMGGAGCUGCCUGCUGCCAUUGCUGCAGGGCCUGGCUGCGGUGCUGCAGCGGGGCUGGCAGCGCUGCCUCGACUCCUGCAAUGGGGACCUGACGUGGGAGUGCGUGAGGGACCACCUGAUGAGCUUCACCUAUUCUUCUUGGAUUUACCUGCAAAACACAACCCUGGCCCUCAAAAACUGGGCCCUGGCUAUGAUUUCUGGACACUGAGCUGCUUUCUGGAGGUGGUCACACCGCCUCCCAACAUUCUGGCUGCCAAGGAGUAUUCAGAGUGCAGCAGGAUGUGUGACGGGCAUCGAGGGCAAUGCCCACAGGAACUUGGGGUCAAACUGGGGCUUUUGGGAGAGGUUUAUCCUUUGGGGUGCUGGGGAGACACACGUCCAGAUUUUUCCAUACCCUGUGACCACUUUGGCUUUCCUGUCCCACUGCCCCUGGGUAUGUGAUCCCCAUCCCCUCGUGCUUUGCCUGCUUGCAGGAUCAGGGCUGGACACCUGGAACUCCUCACCUCACCUCCCCGCCCCUUCCCACCACUCAAUGAACUGAUUUAUUUUAUUAUUUUUUUCUUCAUAAUU
Molecule: messenger RNA, 2444 nt
Organism: Malurus melanocephalus (red-backed fairy wren)
Lineage: Eukaryota; Metazoa; Chordata; Aves; Passeriformes; Maluridae
Gene: TMEM214
Product: transmembrane protein 214
Exons: 16
Coding region: 1-2082 (693 amino acids)
Cellular component (GO): Golgi apparatus; endoplasmic reticulum
Source: RefSeq, a predicted model, not a curated record